AUGAAUCAUACUACUAAUGAUAACUAUACCGAAUCUUGUGAAGGUAAUGACAUCAUUAUGCCUACUGUUGAUAACAGCAAUGUUCAUGAAAAUGGUGGAAAUAGAAGUUGUGGUGAAAUAAAUAAUGUCUCAAUGGUUAAUUCUGAUCAUGUCAAUCUACUUGAAAAAGAAACUACUGCUUCUAAUGAUCGUGUUAAAAAAGAAAAUUUAAAAACUGUUCCAAUAAUUAAGCUUGACUCUCUCCAUCCAAAUGACGAUAUAUCCUCACUUAAGUUUUAUCAAUCACUUUUGAGAAAAGUAAUUGAAAUGAAUUUUGGAGAUGAACUUGAUUCUGGUAAAUUUGUCUUAUCUAAAGAAACUUUUAAGACAAUUAUUAGUAAAUUGGAGAACAAAGAAAAUGAAAAAAGAUUUGAAGAAGUUGAAAUCAUCUUAUACAAGUCUAUUAGUUAUGCUUUGAGAAAAAACGAUGAAGAAUUUGAUAGAUUAGAAUUUAUGGAAAGUAUUGAAGAAUACUUUUUAAACCUUAUAAGAGUACGUAUGAGUUUUACAGUUAGAAAAACUUUGUUUAGUCUUAUCUUCUUGAUUACUUCGCAUCCAAAUGUUAGAGAUAGUUUUAUAAUCAAAACUCAAAAAUUGUUAGAUAUCAUUGGUUACAACACCUAUAUGGAUUAUUUUGUUCCUUUCAUGAUAAUAGCUUAUGAAGAAACAAUUCCUGAUGAUGAAAAUUCAGAAUUUAGAAUUAUGGUUAAGAUGUUGUAUGAUAGAUUAUGUUCUAAUUUUAAUUACAACGUUUUACCACUAGAUAAUUCAAUUUUUAGUAUUGAAGGUGCUGUAAUUCAUCUUCUUCAUGUAAUUCAAGAAAAAGGUGUUGAACGUGCCAUGAAUAAUACAAUUAUUUAUGAUAUUGUAAAAGAUCUUACAUCAAAAUUGGGUACAGUUUUUUAUGAUAAUAAUGAUGAACAACUUUCAACCAUUUCUUUUACCUGGCAUACAAAAAGAACAUUGUUUUCUGUUGCACUUGUUAUCAAUCAAAUUGGAUCUUAUGUUUUAAGACAUGGUACUUAUAUUCCAAUGUUUGUUCAAGAAAUUAAAGUAUGGAAGAAAAUAAUGGAAUUUCUUGCUGACUCCGAAGAUCCUAAUGGUAAUGAGCCUAUUAAUAAAAGACUCUCUACAAUUUUUGGUCCCAUGGGAGAUUAUACAAAGAAAUAUGAAGAUCUUCUUAAUUUAUCUUUGACCAAAAUGGAACGUGAUAGUAAUGAGUAA
Molecule: messenger RNA, 1263 nt
Organism: Strongyloides ratti
Lineage: Eukaryota; Metazoa; Nematoda; Chromadorea; Rhabditida; Strongyloididae
Exons: 3
Coding region: 1-1263 (420 amino acids)
Source: RefSeq, a predicted model, not a curated record